Molecule: messenger RNA, 11203 nt
Organism: Microtus oregoni (creeping vole)
Lineage: Eukaryota; Metazoa; Chordata; Mammalia; Rodentia; Cricetidae
Gene: Elfn2
Product: extracellular leucine rich repeat and fibronectin type III domain containing 2
Exons: 4
Coding region: 5415-7877 (820 amino acids)
Cellular component (GO): plasma membrane
Molecular function (GO): protein binding
Source: RefSeq, a predicted model, not a curated record
CGAGGCGGGGCGGGGCCGGGGGGCGCGCUCGGCGGGUGCCCGGGGCUUGGCGGUCCGCGGUGCCUCCGCCUCACAGGGCGCCACAGCUGCAGCAGCGCCGGAGCCCAGCACGGCCCCCGCCCGGUGGCGUGUGUCUGGGAGCGCGCUUGUGGUCGUGGAAGCAGCCGGCGGAGGGGCUGGAGGGUCUGCAGCAGAAAGGCCUGUGAAGGGAGCCGGGGAGCCGGCUGAAGGGCCGGACCGACAGACAGACACAGUGAUCUCCAGCCCCUGAGGCACCCCGCCCCGUGCCCGGGCCCUCUGCGGGCGGCAGCCCUGCGCGGCGGGAGGCGGGGGUGGCAGUGUCUGCGCGCACACGCACGUUCACAGACACACACGCCCGGGCCACGCCACAGACACACGACACGCACAGAGCCACGGCCGGCCGCUGCGCACACUCGCACCCGCGCUCACGCUCGCUCUCCGGCGCAGGCCCCGCAGCAGCCGCUGCCCGGAGGCGGUGGCAUCCUGCUCGGAUCCCAGCCGGGACUGGAGCUCUACAGGGAGACUGCCUAUACAGCGUGGAUCCAGGGCAGCCCCACAGGGCAGCUCCCAGGCCUCAGUCCUCACAGCUGUAGAAUGGGCAUGAUUCCCAGGCAGUUUAUAGGCAUCAGAGCAGAGACGACUGGCCGCCCUGAGUGCAAUUCAAUUCAACAGACAUUUACUGAGUGCCUACUAUGCGCCAGGCCUUAGGCUAGGCACUGGGGAGCACAGAGAGGAAAGUGUGGGUCCCAUUCUCAGAUAGUUCGGGUACCAAGAGAGAAGCCCCGUGGAGGGUUGAGCAGCAGAACCUGGGGUUCGAGUGCACCAUGGGAGGGCUACUGUCUGUCUAUGCUUCAAUUUCCCCACCGGUAACAUGGGAGGGCAAAGUGGGGUGAGGCUUUUCCAGGAAUCCAUGGGCCACUCAUUGGGGGUGGGGUAGAACAGGGAGGCCAUCCUUCUCCUGCAGGCUCCUCAGAGAAGGGGCAAAGUUCUGGCCCCAGGGUGUGUAUGUGGGUGGGGGGAACAGCUCCCCAGGCUCAGGAACACCAUGGACAAAGACCUGGAGGACAUGGGGGGCUAGCAAAAGACACAGCAGGGUGUGAGCUCAGAGAAGGUGAGGUUUGAGGGUGUGAGCUCUGUGUGGGGGCAGUGGCAGUCUUGCCAGGAUGUUGAGGGAGUCAGGGAUGCAUCUUGCUUGGCCUCACCCCUCUCCUCCUCCUGUCCUUGGAACUCCUCUAGAACCAGCAGCCAUGUAGUUAGUGUGGCAUCUCUGCUGUGCUGGGCACAUCUCUGUUAGUCUUUACUACUGCCCCGGAGGUGGGUAUUCAUGGGCCCAGCUCCCAAGCUAGCACACUGGGCCCAGAGGGGGAAGCUUCUCGUCCAAGGUCUGAUCUGACCCCCACCUGCCUAUGCUCCUACCACUACUUCUCGUUGAAGGGGUCUGCGCUGUGUGACUUCUCCUGUCCUGUCUAUAUCAACGUCCCAAGGUAUUCCCAAGAGCCAUGGCAGGAAGACACCCAGAAGCCUCUAGUUAGACUGUGGGCUUGGCAGCCAUCCUUAGAGACCAGCCUAGUAGAGGUGGCUCCUUCCCUGCUUCACGAGUGAGUACCCUGAGGCUUGGAUCCAAGGUUAGAUGCAGGGAGGGACAGCCCGUGCUGAGAUCCUGUCUCUUUAGUGGCAGCUGAGGCUUUGGAGAUGCUGACGCUGCCCCACUUCUGACUGUGGAGGAGCUGCUCCCAAACAGCCUCAUCAGGGAGGGAGAAGGACUCAGACCUCGGAUCUGGGUUCAAGUCCUGGUGUUGCCUGGCAUGACUGUGUGAUGGUAGGAGACCAUUAGCCACUCUGAGCCUCGGUUUCUUUGUUUCGGGGAGGGCUGGCUUUCCUAUCCACUUAGCAGUGGGAGAUAUUUAUUGAGCAUCUACUGAGGCCUGGUGUUGGCUGGGUUGGUGGGGAGGCUCAGACUUGGGCCUUCCUUGGAGAACUGAGUCUAAGGGGAAAAGCCAGUGGCGGUUAGGAUCCUAGUAGAACUGGAGAAGGACAAAGCCCAGGGGCUAUAGGGACCUACAAGGGGCACCCCAACCAGGUGAGGAAAGCAGUUUCCGGGCUCCCAAGGAACCACGGGGGCUGGGCUGUAGGUGUGCUGGAAUUUCCCCAGAUCAUCCAGGAGCUUGGGAAGCCUUUCUGUUAGGGGAAGCCAUGCUCAGAUUUAUGUUCUAGCAAGUUCUUCCUCUGCCAGAUGGAGGAUAGCUGUAAUAGGUUGCUAAUCCUGAAGACAGAUCAGAGAGGAUGCUGAAGGAGCAGAACUCAGCAGGCCCAGUGGAGCUGGUGGGCACACAUUUCCCUAGGGUGGGAAGCUGGAGAGAAGCCAGACAGGGUGUGAGGGGGGAAGAGGGUCCUUCUAGGUGGCAGGGAGGAGACAGGCAGCUGGGACAGGGCUGGGGGGGGGGGUUAGGUGAUGGUGGGCAGCACAAAGCCAUCUAUAGGAACCACGGAGAGGACCAAGAUGUGCUCUGGGACUGCAAGUAGGCUUGAGAGCACCCAAGAGCUGGCAUGGGACCCCAGGAAGGGUUCUGAGGAAUAGGGGCACAGGGAAAGGCAGCCAUGCGGGUCCUCAGGCUGGGAUGGCUGUGUUUCCCCAGAGGGAGGCAUAAUGGAUGCCAAGUCAUGGGUGGCAGGAGAGCCGGGAGGUGCAGGGAAGGCAGAACCCUUGCUCACAGCCCUAGGAAGGGGAAGCUGCGGUGAAGGGAAGGUGUUUGGGAGUGGAGUAAAAUAUUUGCAUGCGUAACAGGGCUGGGCGAGGAGAGGAAAUUACCAUACAUCAGGAUCUUGUUAUUCAACCUAAUUUUCAAAGGGGCACAGCUGUCGCGCUGAGAUAAUCCGUUAAUUAUAACAGCCAUUGUGCUCUGGCAAUGGGAGAGAAACCGAGGCUGGGUACAGGCUGAGGCUGGGGUGGGAAAUGGCCUUUGAGGGUCCAGGGAGAGAGGCAGAGAGGGGUACUGGGCUCUCAGCACCAGAGGAAAGAGCAGGGCAGGGACCAGGCCGCAGCCUCUGCACAGCCACUGCCAGCAUGGAGGUGAUAAGGUCAACUUGCCAGCUGGCACUGUGCUCCUGGAGCCAGUUGCUGGAACCUUCCAGAGCAGUUAACUUUAUUGAGCAGUUACUAUGUGCCAGACCCUGCUCCCCCUAGCUGUUACCUAUAGCCAGAGCCCUUCUGGUCUCUCUCUCUCUCUUUUUUCCAGCAGAGGAAACACACAGGAAGGUAGUUUGCCAGGACCAGUGGGUGAGAUAGAUGUCAGGGCCCCAUGUGAUCUGAGUACAACCCUCAACUUCCAGGACAGCCAGGAAGACAGGACCCACUGAGUGGGGUAGACACAGGAGCCUCCAUGGUUUUAGGCAUCACCGCGGUCACGGGUGGCCCUCCCCCAGUGGUGUUUCCGGGGGCCCUGGGUGCGGACAGAGCCUCCUUGUUCUCUGGGCUGCAGCUGCAGGCCCCCUGCGGCCUCCAAGGCAGCCUUCAGUCUGGCCCCCAGCCCCCAGAACAACUGCCCUCAGGGCCAGGAGAGGGCGUUUCACGUGAUCUUGGGUGGCCCCCAUGCUGUUGUUUGCGACCACCUGCUUGGAGGUAGGAAGGAUCCAGACAGCUGGCUCAGCCCUGGGAGGAAUCCUCAGCCCAGCCUUGGUGGGGAGGUGUGUAUCAGGGACCUUGGGUGCUGGGGCCUGGGAGAGGCAGGUGAGAGGCAGUGAGUCAUGGCAUAGUAUCCUGAAGUCUGGCUGCUCAGGACCCCGCAUACAUUUGGUUCAAACUUGGUUCAGGAGUCAGCCUUGGGCUUGAUGUCCAUGCAACCUUGACUAGGAACUCAGCAGAGGCCAGGGGGCAGGAAAGAGGGCUUAUUCCGGAAAGUCAGCUGGAACUCCCAGUGUGACCCAAAGAUCUAGGUAGCAUUGUUGGAGGGCAGGAAAGAAGUUGGGGGUGUACGGAGGGGCAGCAGGUAUGGGAAACUCUGAGGAUUCCCCAGCUGAAAGCCAAGGGGAGGCCCAGGGAGGCUGGGGCAGUUGAAAGUCCUGGAGAAUGGACGACUCAUAGCCCAGACCUAAAAGCUGCAGACUGGUGGGACCAAAGAGCCACAACCCUAGACUCAUCAUUGGAGACUCCCAACCUGACAGACCCAUGCUGCUAACGUCCUAGAGUUCUGAGACCCAGAAUCACUGGGGGUAGGGACGGAGGCAAGGGUUGAGUAUGUGGGCCAGGAGCAGUCUGCCUGUGGGUCCCCAUGCAAGCUGGCGUGACUGCCCCCACUUUUGAGAGUCCCUGACUUGCUUGCCUUGUAAAUUUCAGUGCCCAGGUAGGGGUCAGGGUGAUAGUCAGGGAGGAUAGUACCACUGCUACCCCAUCUGUCUGUGGGUGCUCCUGGGUUCCAGAAACAGGAAUGCUUUAAAGAUAAAAGCCUCCCAAGCUUUCCACAUUGCCAGCCAGCUAAAAACAAAAUUUAAUUACUGUCCAGAUGAAGCAGGGCCCCUUGGCAUUGCAUGAGUCAGAGCCUGGGGCCGAGGAGGAGAAAGCCACCGCAUAGCAGCUGGAGGCCUAGUCUCUGCCUCUGUAUAGUGGUGGUUGGAACAGCGCAGGCCCAGAGGCUGCUUCCCAGGAAGCUCCCAGGCCCAACCGAUGCCUUUUCUGCCCCUGUAUUCCCCUGACAGGCCAGGCUGCUCCAGUGGGCUGUAUGCUCCGACCUGGAGCCUCCGCCUCUCCCCAGAGGUCCCCUGCUACAGUGCCCUACCUUGGGACAAGCCUAAGGAUACUGGAAGGCAGGAAAAUGCCCACCCUUGGGACCCUGGAGGAGGAGCAGGCUGUGCAGGCAGAACCGAGAGGGUGGGCCUAGCCGGUGCCUGGUACAUAGUAGGUGUUCCAUAAAUGUUUAUUGAAUGAAUGAAUGGAGGCCAUGCAGGCAGAGGCAGCGUGCGCGCGCAGGCACUGUGCAAGAGCGGGUCCAGUGGAGACCGGAAUUAGGUGACAGAUGGGCUUCUUCCUCCCUGUCUCCACCUCGCUCACCGUCCCCCAGUGUUGCACUUCUGGCUCCUAUGGGAACUGCCUGAAGUUCUGACCCCUGAACCCAAAGAGAAGGAGGAGGAAGAGCAAGAAGAAGUCAAAGCCUGGGAACCUGCACUUCUGACAGUGACCUAGAGCCACAAAGCAACGCCUAGUGCCUGCUUGUAGCCCUUCACAACAGCAGGAGCCAGCUGUGUCCACCCUGCCCAGGGCUCCUGUGCUGGAGGUCACCCCCAAGAUGGUGGCGGCUCCAGGGAGGACUGUGCUACCGGUCCCGUCCUCUAGCCGCUAGGUCCUUCUGUUCUCUGGCCCUUCACCCCAGCUGGGUCUAUAAGGGGCUGAAGCGUGGGCCAUGCUGCGCCUGGGGCUGUGUGCAGCGGCGCUGCUGUGCGUGUGCCAGCCGGGUGCUGUGCAUGCUGACUGCUGGCUCAUCGAGGGGGACAAGGGCUACGUGUGGCUGGCCAUCUGCAGCCAGAACCAGCCGCCAUAUGAGACCAUCCCCCAGCACAUCAACAGCACUGUGCACGACCUGCGGCUCAACGAGAACAAGCUCAAGGCUGUGCUCUACUCCUCACUCAAUCGCUUUGGGAACCUCACGGACCUCAACCUCACCAAGAAUGAGAUCUCCUACAUUGAGGACGGUGCCUUCUUGGGCCAGACGAGCCUGCAGGUCCUUCAGCUGGGCUACAACCGGCUCAGCAACCUGACUGAGGGCAUGCUGCGUGGCAUGAGCCGCCUGCAGUUCCUCUUUGUCCAGCACAACCUCAUCGAGGUGGUGACGCCCACCGCCUUCUCCGAGUGCCCCAGCCUCAUUAGCAUCGAUCUGUCCUCCAACCGCCUCAGCCGUCUUGAUGGCGCCACCUUUGCCAGCCUUGCCAGCCUGAUGGUGUGUGAGCUGGCCGGCAACCCCUUCAACUGUGAGUGUGACCUCUUCGGCUUCCUCGCCUGGCUUGUGGUCUUCAACAAUGUCACCAAGAACUAUGACCGCCUGCAGUGUGAGUCACCGAGGGAGUUUGCUGGUUACCCAUUGCUUGUGCCCCGACCUUACCAUAGCCUCAAUGCCAUAACUGUCCUGCAGGCCAAGUGCCGCAAUGGCUCCCUGUUUGCCCGGCCUGUGAGUCACCCCACGCCCUACUCUACGGAUGCCCAGAGGGAGCCCGAUGAGAAUUCAGGCUUCAAUCCUGAUGAGAUUCUCUCAGUGGAGCCGCCGGCCUCGUCUACCACAGAUGCAUCUGCUGGACCUGCCAUCAAACUGCACCAAGUCACCUUCACCUCAGCCACCCUGGUUGUCAUCAUCCCGCAUCCUUACAGCAAGAUGUACGUGCUGGUCCAGUACAACAACAGCUACUUCUCUGAUGUCAUGACGCUCAAGAACAAGAAAGAGAUUGUGACGCUGGACAAGCUGCGGGCGCACACUGAGUACACCUUCUGCGUCACCUCGCUGCGUAACAGCCGCCGCUUCAACCACACCUGUCUGACCUUCACCACGCGGGACCCCGUGCCUGGGGACCUGGCCCCCAGCACCUCUACCACCACGCAUUACAUCAUGACGAUCCUGGGCUGCCUCUUCGGCAUGGUCAUCGUGCUGGGGGCAGUCUACUACUGCCUGCGCAAGCGACGCAUGCAGGAGGAGAAGCAGAAGUCUGUCAAUGUCAAGAAGACUAUCUUGGAGAUGCGCUAUGGUGCCGAUGUGGAUGCCGGCUCCAUUGUGCAUGCGGCCCAGAAGCUGGGUGAGCCGCCCGUGCUGCCUGUGGCCCGCAUGUCCUCUAUUCCCUCCAUAAUCGGGGAGAAGCUGCCCACUUCCAAAGGGCUGGAGGCCGGGCUAGAAACGCCCAAGGUAGCUACCAAAGGCAACUAUAUUGAGGUGCGCACGGGUACUGCAGGGGACAGCCUGGCCCGGCCUGAGGAAGAUCUCCCAGACAUUGAAAAUGGCCAGGGCUCAGCGGCUGAGAUCUCCACCAUUGCCAAGGAAGUGGACAAGGUCAACCAGAUCAUUAACAAUUGUAUCGAUGCCCUCAAGCUUGACUCAGCCUCUUUCCUAGGGGGUGGCAGUGGUGGUGGGGACUCUGAUCUGGCUUUCGAGUGCCAGUCCCUCCCUGCAGCUACUGCUGCCCCCUCAGCUGCCACCCCUGGGGCUCUAGAGCGGCCCAGCUUCCUGUCACCCCCUUACAAGGAGAGUUCCCACCACCCGCUGCAGCGCCAGCUGAGCGCUGAUGCCGCCGUGUCCCGCAAGACCUGCAGCGUGUCAUCCAGUGGCUCCAUCAAGAGUGCCAAGGUCUUUAGCCUGGACGUGCCGGACCAUCCAAGUACCCCUGGGCUGACUAAGGCCGACUCCAAGUACAUAGAAAAAGGCAGCCCACUCAACAGCCCGCUGGACCGGCUUCCACUGGUGCCCACGAGCAGCAGUGGUAGCAGUGGUGGGGGUGGUGGCAUUCACCACCUGGAGGUAAAGCCGGCCUACCACUGCAGCGAGCACCGGCACAGCUUUCCUGCUCUCUACUACGAGGAGGGCAAUGACAGCCUGAGCCAGCGCGUAUCCUUCCUCAAGCCACUGACCCGUUCCAAGCGUGACUCCACCUAUUCUCAGCUCUCCCCCAGACAUUACUACUCAGGGUAUUCCUCCAGCCCUGAGUAUUCGUCUGAGAGCACACAUAAGAUCUGGGAGCGCUUCCGGCCCUACAAGAAGCACCACCGUGAGGAGGUGUACAUGGCUGCUGGCCAUGCCCUGCGCAAGAAGGUCCAGUUCGCCAAGGAUGAGGACCUGCAUGACAUCCUUGAUUACUGGAAGGGGGUCUCAGCCCAGCAGAAGCUGUGACCCUCUCCUCCCCCACCGGUGAGGUGAGGGGGAGGGCAGGGGCACUCGGGGGAUGGGCCCCGCCAGGGUGGCCGGGAGGCGGGGGACAGGCCAAAGGGUCCGGACCAAGGGGCCCGGGCCUAGGAGUGGACGAACACGCACACCCGCACGCACGCACACACAUACAUACACUUGACCACCACCUGACUGUGAAGCAACACCCAACAAUAACGGGCAGGAAAACAAAUAUUUUCCUUAAAGUUUACAACCUGCUACCGAAACCAGUUGUCUCUACUGUGCUGCCCAAGGGACUCAUGGGGCUGGGGAAAGAGACCAGAGAAGGUGUGGGGUCUGGGACUCAGGCGGGUUUGAUGGAAAAAGAGAUUGGGGUAGAAGCAAACCAUAGCUAGCCCUCUUGUUCAGGGAGGGUAUCCUCCAAGCUGGGGAACAUUUCCCUUGAAGAUCUGGCAGCAUGUGGAUUUUGGGCAUCCUCUCCUCCCACUUUAUGGAUGGCCCAGAGAGGAAAAGCCCCAGGGGUCUCACCCACCAGGUUACAGCUUUGUCUCACAGCUUCCUGGCCCAGUGCUGGCCCCUCCUCCAGCUGCUCCUCUGGGCCCUGCCCCCUCCACCAACUACUCCUUCCAAAGCUGUGGUCUCAGGGGGUCUAGGGACUGAGGUAGGCAGGUGCUUUUCUUCUCUAUAAAGUUCAUGGGCACCCACAAAGUGAAAGACUGUGGUCCCUAGCCCUAGAUGGUCAGGGGAGAGGAAUGUCCUGCUGACCAGAGAGAAGCCGAGGCAAAGGGUGCCACCAAACCCCUUCACGUGUCUUCCAAGUAGCCCCAGGGAGCUGCCUGGGGUUGGGGUGGUGGGCCGACCUGCUCCCCACUGGUAUCUCAGGUGCAGGCCCCCAUGCCACAGCCCCUUAGUUUUUCUGGGUCUCCCAGACCCCUACCCACUACAGAGAGGCAACAGUGAAUGGCAAGGCCUGGGGCCAGUGUGGAGGUGAUCUGGAAUGUGGGGAUUCCUCCCUGCACCCUGUACCUUCACUUGCUUGGCCCCUGCUGUGUGCAGCAUCUUGGCCUGCCUAGGAAGGCAUCUGCCUCCACCCCACCCUGUCUCACCCCCUGGCUAGAGGGGCUCCCAUGUUUCCAUGGCAAUGACCACAGUCCUUCUUCUGACCCACUCCCAACACCAAUCAAAGCACAAACAGUGAGGUGCCCCCUACGGCCCUGGUCAGGGAGCAGGCCAGGUUCCUGGCCCCUCCCCUUUCCUAGCUAGUCUGUUGCCACGGCAACCCAGUGCCUGGCAGUUGGUGCCCAGAGGGACUAACUGACCAACCGUUGGGCUCUGAAGUUCUCUCAGUGUGGAUGGUAGCAGAGGGUGGUUAAGGAGGCCUGGCCAGGUGGCAGCUCGCUCAAGAGCCAGCAGCUUCUAGAGAUAAACUCUGGAGUUUCUUCUGGAGACCUGAGGCUAGCCUAUGGCACCGCCUUUGCCUUUGAAUAGGCAGUGGGCCUAUGGAGGAUGGGGAUAGUCGCACUAGGCAGUUCUACCCCCUGCCCGUGUGCCUUUUGGCUUGCCAUUGAGAUAGGGAGGAACCUCCUUGGCUCUACCCGAACCCUUCCAAAGACCCUCACUCCUGUCACUCUUUUGGGUUUCUUGAGAUGGAGAGUGUGACUGUGGAGUGGGGGGGGGGGGGGAAUGGGGGUGGCAUCUCAUUUGACCAGUGAGGACUCUGACCAGGAAAGCUAGGGCUAUCCUUGGGGGUGGGGUACAGGGAAGGACUGGGGUGGGAGACUUGACUGAACGCCUCUAUUACAUCGACUUUGGGGUGGGCCGAGCCCAGGGCUCACUCAGGGGUGACAUUUGCAAAAAAGAAAGAAAAAAAAAAGAAAAAAAAACUGUUCUCCUGGGGAGAGGAGGAGAUUGGCCAGCCUGGGUGUGAAGAGCAGCGCUCCCCCAGCCACAAACCUGUCCUCACCCCACCCUACACCCACCACCCCAAGAAGAGCAGGCAGGCCGAGAGGCCAGGGGUAUGAGCGAGCAGACCCCUGUUAUCUUUGCAUGACGAUUUUACUGUAUUUUUCUGAGCAAACAUCUGUCGUGUGUGCCAGUUUGUCCAGACUCCCCUCCCCACCCUUACUGCCCUCCAUGUGAUCCGAGCAGCUCUUGAAAUCCAGGGAGGGCCAGCUCUGCAGAAGACCCAAAACAGGUGCCACCAACUUAGCCCUGCCUUCCCACCCCCCCUCCCCACCCCGUCCCGUAUCCUUCUCCCAUCUUUCUGGGCGUUGGGCCCACAAGUGCUGCCUGCCUUCCUCCAUCACCACCCCUUCCCUUCUCUGUCCCACUCCGUCUCUGUUGGUCCUUUUCCUCCCUCUCCACCAGGGAAGGCAGUCUUGGAAGAGUGUCCCCAAGGCCACGUUCUUGCGGAAGGGGCUACAGGAUUCUUGUCCACCUGUUCCCAUUUGGAGAUGAAGCUGGGGCCCUCUAUAAAAAGGCACCUUAUCCGGCAGCUCAGCCAGCCACACAGGAUGGGGAACUAUCAGCCAUACUGAAUAUAGGAGGUCAAGAGCUUGGGGCUUCCUGGAGGGGCCCUGCAAGAGGGGAAUGGGCCUUGUCAUGCCCAGGGAGGGUCCCCACCGAGGAUUGGGCUCUGUUCCCACUAUUCAACCAUCAUUCCUGGUUGAAGACAACUUAUAAAACCUCAGAUGCCACUCAGGAGGACCUUAAAGAGAGGGUCUAUUCCAACAGUGGGGCCCAGGUCACAGGGAUCUUUGAGACAGAGCAAGGGUCCAAGGCAUAGGCACUUCCACCGGUCUGGCCCUCCAGCGGCCCUGGCCAGUCCUCCAGGGUAAGGCCCUUGGAGUUUCCCUCUGGAACAAAAGACAAAUACAUACUUUCUCCCUGGGUCCAAGUGAAGCCCCUGGCUUUGUAGUUCUAGGGGCACAGGGAGGGGAAACACAGGGGGUUCACGGAGUCAUCUGGAGACAGUCCUGGCAGAGAAGAACCUGUGAAGCCGCCUUUGUUAGAACAUGUGGCUUCCAGAAAUAAAAAGCUUAGUCUUCGCCGGAUACAGGGGAGCCUGUAUCAGCUUGCCACUUCCUCGGCCCUCUGACUCUCUUCCCUCUUGAGCACAGAGCAGGAAGCUUUGGGGCAGCCUAUGCAGAGCGGGAGGAAAACCCUGACCACCUUAGGAGGACUUGGGCUGCGCAGAGGAGGCAGCUAGUGAUGGUGGUGGUCUGGGCUGGCCCUUGGGCCUCCAUGUUCAUGAUGAGAAGUCACCUGUGCUGACAAUCCAGGAAUUUUAAGGAGUUAAAGUGGGCAAAGGGAACUCCCUAGACAGGCCCAGA